GAGGAAGAAGACGGUGAAAAGAUGGAGGAGCUGUCCCGGCGGGCGAGGGAGGCCGGGCAGUGGGUGAGAAGGUGCUGUUGCUGUGCUGAGGAAGAGGAGAAUGGUGAGGAGAAAGGUUAUGAUGGAGAUGAAGAAGAGGAGGAAGAGGUGAAGAUGGAGGAGUUGAACUUCAGGAAAAGUUCAGCUUCACUUCCGUCUGCUGAGCUGGAUUCGGACUCAUCCACCUCUGGCUCUCAGUCUCACUGGUUCCACACUCUGCAGGCCCGUCGGCUGAAAGUCCAGCGUGGGCGCAGCAACAGCGACCCACUGAGAGGGGAGGGCAGUCGGGAGCCUCUUACCUGGAAAGCAGGUCUGGAGUUUGGGGCAGCACACUCGUACCUGAGUCUGGAGAAACUGGGUGAAGGAACCUUUGCCUCGGUCUACAAAGGCAUCAGCAGGAUAAACGGGCAGCUGGUUGCUCUGAAGGUGAUUCGUAUGAAGACGGAGGAAGGUGUCCCGUUCAAUGCCAUUAGAGAAGCCUCUUUGCUCAAACGUCUGAAACAUGCCAACAUUGUCCUCCUGCACGACAUCAUCCACACCAGAGAGACACUCACCUUCGUCUUUGAGUACCUGCAGACAGAUCUGGCCCAGUACAUGAUCCAGCACCCUGGAGGUCUACGCUAUCACAACGUGCGGAUCUUCAUGUUCCAGCUGCUGCGAGGUCUCUGCUACAUCCACAGCCGCAGGAUCCUCCACCGAGACCUUAAGCCCCAAAACCUGCUCAUCAGCUACCUCGGAGAACUCAAACUGGCCGACUUCGGUCUGGCUCGGUCCAAAUCCAUUCCCAGUCAGACCUUCUCUUCGGAGGUGGUGACGCUGUGGUACCGCCCCCCUGAUGUCCUGCUGGGAUCCACAGACUACUCCACAGCUCUAGACAUAUGGGGGGCUGGGUGCAUUUUCAUAGAGAUGCUGCAGGGGGCGCCAGCAUUCCCAGGAGUCUCUGAUGAGUUUGAGCAGCUGCAGAAGAUCUGGGAGGUCCUGGGCCUCUCCUCUGAGGACAGCUGGCCUGGUGUCAGCCUUCUACCCAAUUACAGACCAGAGCGGUUUCUUUACUCAGAACCAAAGCAGCUUAGGACCGUUUGGAAAAGGUUGGAGCAGCUGCCAUAUAAGACCGAGGACCUGGCCCAGGAGAUGCUAAAGGUGGUCCCUACAGACAGGAUCUCGGCUCCGGACGCCAUGCAGCACCUGUACUUCAACACACUGCCUCCUCCCAUCAUGCACCUCAGAGACACUGUGUCCAUCUUUAAGGUUCCUGGCAUUCGUCUGGAAACGGAGGUUAGAGACAUCUAUAACCCUGGGCGCAAGGUCAAACCUUCCCUGCUGCCCUCUGCUAAAUUCUGGUGACUGAAAUCUCAUAAGCAGCGCGUCAAGAUCUGUGGAGUGGAGAACAAACCCAGAUGUCUCUCUGAAGACACAAACUGGACUUUAAAGUGAUAUUAAUACAGUGCCAUUAAAUGUUUGCAGUUCAGUUUGGAGAGUCUUUCUGGUUUAAAUAAAGAUGUGUAUGUCAAACUUUCA
Messenger RNA from Maylandia zebra (zebra mbuna), 1557 nucleotides. It is a transcript of the gene cdk15, whose product is annotated as cyclin-dependent kinase 15. The record is from RefSeq and is a predicted model, not a curated record. Gene Ontology annotation, cellular component: cytosol; nucleus; cytoplasm. Lineage: Eukaryota; Metazoa; Chordata; Actinopteri; Cichliformes; Cichlidae. Gene Ontology annotation, biological process: protein phosphorylation. Gene Ontology annotation, molecular function: cyclin-dependent protein serine/threonine kinase activity; ATP binding; cyclin binding.